Messenger RNA from Nomascus leucogenys (northern white-cheeked gibbon), 910 nucleotides. RefSeq names its product ariadne RBR E3 ubiquitin protein ligase 2 opposite strand. NCBI's taxonomy places the organism in Eukaryota, Metazoa, Chordata, Mammalia, Primates, Hylobatidae. The record is from RefSeq and is a predicted model, not a curated record.
AUGCUCGGACAGUGUACCGGCGACGGGGAGCGCCCGGGCCUCCCGGGCGACGGCGAAGGCGGAGUCCCGGCCCGGCCAGGGAGGCGCGCGCAGAGGCCCCCCCAGCGGCCCGCCAAGAUAAACAAGGCCGUGACGUGCGCCACGCACUUACCGGGAGCUGCGGCCUCGCGGCCGCUGAGCCCAAACAAGCCAGACCGGGUCAGGCCGGGCCAGAGGGACCGCAAUAGGUCGAAGCGGCAGCGCAGGCAGCGGGCCGACGCCGGUCAAGCCCGCGCUGCUUCCUCCAGAAGAGUCGUCCCCGCAGCUCCGGAAGUGCUUGGCGCCGUUGCGUCACUUCCGGAUCGGGGUCGACCCACGGUCGCUUGGGUCGCGACAGGCUCCUGGCUAGAGGGCCUGUUUAGCGCCGCCUCUCUGAAACUUAGCCCUCUGACCCAGAGUCUGACCAGGGUACGGCAGGCGCCGACCGCGUCUGGAGCCACCAUUCGCUUACCAGUGUCUCCCGUCGAGAUGUUUUUAACCAGCGCGUUUCUCACCGGCUUCUCAUUUCACUGUUUGUACUCUGGGAUCGGGCACGGAGAAGACAUCCUGGUGUCCGUGGAGCAGAUAAGAACCAUUGUUUCCCGGCCGCUAUCUGGUCAGAGGGAAGCUGGGCCGGGAAUUUCUGCCUACACCCCGAGGCGGUCGCUGGAUGGCCCCAGAGCCGCAACCACACCAGGCCUUCGCUUCCCCUGCCGAGGCCUCGUUCGCUGCCCAGUUCUCCGACUUACGGUCACCGUGCAAGAUUGCAUCUUAACUGCCUUGCUUGCAGUUUCUUUUCACAGUAUAGGAGUUGUCAUCAUGACUUCCAGUUACCUUCUGGGACCGGUUGUCAAAUGGUGUGGCUAGAGACGGAGGCUCACUCAGAUUGUUG